CGCACACACACACGGUCAUGCAGAGGGAGAAAGCAAAGGGGAGGGAGAGCGAAAGAGAGAGAGGCAGAGCGCCACACACAACGAGGGAACCCCAUCAGCUGGAAGUCGAGUAACAUUACAACUCUCAGCAGCCUGAAAAAAACUACUACAUAACACAGACGAGGGAUUCAUAUCUUCUUUGAGGAUUUAACCCGCGCCGGAUCACGGGAUUGCUGCUCUCUAACGUCAUCAUUUUUUCUUUUAUUCUACGGAGACUGUUCGCUGUUUUUAUUUUUUAUUUUUUGGAGGUGGGGGGGGGACCAAACUGGCGAGAGGCGAGCAUGGAGUAUUUCAUGGUACCAGCUCAGAAGGUGCCCUCUUUGCAACAUUUCAGGAAAACGGAGAAAGAAGUGAUUGGGGGUCUUUGUAGUCUGGCCAACAUUCCUCUGACCCCAGAAACAGCCCGGGACCAAGAGAGGCGAAUUCGCAGAGAGAUUGCCAACAGCAACGAGCGUCGGCGUAUGCAGAGCAUCAAUGCUGGAUUCCAGUCACUUAAAACACUCAUCCCACACAGCGAUGGAGAGAAGCUCAGUAAGGCUGCCAUCCUGCAACAGACAGCAGAGUACAUUUUUACUUUGGAGCAGGAGAAGACGCGGUUAUUGCAGCAGAACAGUCAGCUCAAGCGAAUCAUACAAGAGUUAAGUGGUUCCUCCCCCAAGAGGAGGCGUGCAGAGGAGAAAGAUGAAGGGAUUGGCUCACCAGACAUCCUGGAGGAGGAGAAGACUGAGGACUUGAGGAGGGAGAUGAUUGAGUUAAGGCAGCAGCUGGAGAAAGAGCGCUCAGUCAGGAUGAUCCUGGAAGAUCAGAUGCGUUCUCUGGAUGCUCAGUUGUACCCAGAGAAACUGAAGGCGAUCGCCCAGCAGCUCCAGGAGCAGCAGGCCCCAACACAGAGCCUUGUUCAUCUGCAGCAGCACAAGCAGCUGGAAAGGGACCUUACUCCAGCCCACAGCCCACAGGUGUUGGCCCCGGCUACCCCCCCCGCACCCACACACCAUGCCACGGUCAUCGUCCCUGCACCUGUCCAGCCUCCCCUGCCCCAUCAUGUCACCGUGGUAACCAUGGGCCCAACAUCAGUUAUCAAUACAGUGUCCACAUCUCGACAGAACCUGGACACCAUCGUUCAAGCAAUCCAGCAUAUCGAGGGCACCCAGGGGAAGGGUUGCGUCGGCGAGGACGAGCAGCGGAGGGCAGUCAUUGUCACCUCAGGUCGUGUCCUAUCCGACGCGGCGGGCUCAGACACCGCCUCAAACAGCGACGGGCCUGAUGACUGUUCACUGCCCUGAGUUCAUCUCGGAUGUCUCGCACGCCGUACACUUACAUACACGCACACACUUAAACACAUGAAAGGCCCAAACAGACCAGGGCUACAGGAGGCUACAAACCCACAGCACUCUUGUUCAGUGGACAUUAAUAGGGCUGGUAGACAGAUCGAAGCACUCUUUUUGUUGUUUUUCUUUUCAGUACACACUCUUACAUGUUGUACCGUGAUAGGCAGCCCGAAUAGGUUUACACUUAGACACUCAUACAUGCAGUCUCUUCUGCGUCUUUUCUCUGCUUAUAUCCAGCCCCCUGCUCUCUCACUCACUCAGUCACACACACACACACACACACACACACACACACACACACACACACACACACACACACACAAACUCAUGUUCAUUAAUCUCUAGAAAGGUUAUUAGAGCGACUACUUCACUGACUGAUCUAUAAAUGCUCUCAUACUGGAUACUAACUAGAAUUACGAAUGACUGCAAAACAUCACCAUAAAUCGCCCGAGACUGUUAUCUUUAUUUGGCCUGAAGCCACGUGACUGAUCCACGAAACAGGAGACAAAGUCAAUGAAGAGCCCAGCAGUGUGGCAUCAUCACCACCCAACACCAGAGCAUUUCCGUUUAAGAUGAAUAUCCUUUAAACCUCCUUCUCUGAGCUGUUUGGAGAAGCACUGUAAGCUAACAAGAGUGUCUCAAAGUUCCACCUUAAGACUUCUGGAUGAAAGAAUAUGUUAUUUUACUCUUGUGAAGUCUACCUUUUCAUGUUUCGUUUCUCUAAGGCUCCCUCAGCCAGCAAGUUAAAGUGAUUGUACUGGAAAAACACAAAAAAGCACCACAGCGACGGGAAUUUAAAAGCUGUUUUCAUGGCUGACUGGUGCUCACAGGAAAUGAAGCGAAGCUUGGGAGGAAAGAGUGCGCUUACUGAUUCACAACUCUAUUCUUGUUUUCUUUGUUUGUUGCCAUUUUUACUGGGCUGGGUUCCCAGUAAUCCCACAUAUGUAUUUGGCAUGUUCUUCUUUUCACUCAUGGCCUGACAAAAAACUAAAAAAAUCAGUGCUUUGACAAUUCUUUAUACCCCCCCCCUUGAAUAUAAAAGCACCUGGCUUGUUAAAUAAUAAUAAUCUGUGGACUCUCUUGAGUUGAUUUCCACUGGUGUGUGUGUGUGUGUGUGUGCGCGCGUGUGUCUGUGUCCCUUUUUAGCGUUUUGAAUCAGCAGGGCUUAGUGGUGUCCCAGACUCUGGCAGUCUGCAACAGCACCACUUUUGCCUUGAAAUGAUGGCACACAGCACUCACACACACAAAUACGACUGACGUACAAUCAUUUGUUUGCUCAAUCUUAAGGGCUGGUUUUAUUUAGCCCUUAACAGUGUAGUUUCUUGCCCAAAUGCUGGGACAUCUAUCAGAGCAGAGUAUACUUCAAAUAUAAGGAAAAUGCCCAGUGAAAUUGUUUGAAUGUGCCAUGGAGGUGACUGGGUCAACCACACAUGCUCUAUGCAUUUCCUUACAUAGAUCAAUUGACCUUUUGUGUGCUCUUUCUCUAGUGUACUAUGCUAUUUACAUGUUUCUGUUUAGAUCAUAUUUUAAAUGUGUUUUUUUUCCACCUGGACCUGUUGGUUGACACAGACAUUAAGACAUGUAGCUGAGAGAGGCAGCAGCUUGCCUUACUAAAAGCCCGUGGGUGCAGGGAGGCACUGUGAAGCCAGCCUUAACACAGCCCUGGGGUCUCAGAGACGUACCUGAACACUUGAUCUGGGCCGUUUGGUGGCCAGUGGAAUCCUUUCCAAACAGGCUUGUAAACACCCAGGGUGUGUUAGAAUAUAUAUUCCCAGUUAUUUUGUUUAUUUCACUUAUGUGUGAUUGUGUUUUUAUGUUAGCCUAAAAAAUGAACAGGUUGCUGGUAUACUAAUUACAUUCAAGUGCUCCUGAUACUUUUUUCAUUUUGAAGUAUUCAAAAUUUAUCUGAAUACUGACUUCUGGUUGGAUUUACAUGUAGAUUUGCAACCAUUUUGGCCCCUUCGUGUGCACUAUUAAAGCCAGAUGUGUGGGGGAAAAAAUUCCACAAUGAAAUGUUGACAUUCCAUAAAAUAUUACUCAUUUUUUUCACAUCAGGUUACUUUUCAAAAGUUAAACCUGGUAUAUUUAGGGAUUGCAGUUACAUUUAGGGUUUUUGACACAUCACUGCUAUUUUAUAAUUGCAUUUAGUGACAAGUCAUUAUUAGAAUCCCCUGCAUCAAUGCAUAGAUGGAGCUUUGAACUGCUGGACAGAUAAUGUGUUCAAUUGAACACACCUCAUCUAUCAUGAUUUAUGUCAUGGAAUUGCCCUUUAAAAAUAUUGAUGUCAGCAGGGCUGCACUGAAAUAAGUGAUGCGUCUAUCAAAUUAAAUCAUGGGGCAUUUUCCCAAUACUUAGAAAGGGGAUUCCUGGAUAUUGAAAAUGUGGUUUGCAAGCUCUGCUUUUUGUAGAGCCCUUGCUUUUUCUUCUGAGUAUCUGCAUUUGUUAGUUUUCUGCUGAAUCCCAGAACUGUUUUAUUGCCAUCUGUGUUUUACAGUCUGUUCUGUGUGUUAGGAAACGUUACGUGGACAUAUCAGAUUGUUAGAUGAGUGGGGUGGGCCUGGGGAUCAUUAAAUGGUGUCAAGAUUACAAAGCACUUACUGUACUAUACUGGAGUCCACCUCUUUCUUUUGUAUAAAGCUGUGUAUCCCCCUUUUCCUCCAUGUCCAGCCCUCCUACAUCUUGUCCUGUUUGCCCCUCACAUCUUUUGUGUUUUUGCAAAAUCUUUUAAGCUGUCUUUGUUUAUCUACUGUCAUUAUCUCUUGUCUCCCUUCACAUUUCGCAGCUCCUUCCUCCCUUCGCAGCUCCCUCCUCUUCCUUUCGUCUGUUCUCUGUAACUUGUUUUGUUAGACCUGUCGGUGCAUACGGUCAUCAAGAAGCUAUUUUCUUUUGUUGUUUUUUUUAAAAAGAGGAAUGUUUUGGGGAUAAAGAGGCUUGUGCCUUUGUAAAGACAGAAUAAUAAAGUUUGUACUUUGUUUUUUAAGCA
This is a messenger RNA of Siniperca chuatsi (mandarin fish), 4350 nucleotides long. RefSeq names its product transcription factor AP-4 (activating enhancer binding protein 4) (gene tfap4). Bases 321 to 1322 code for a protein of 333 amino acids. Gene Ontology annotation, cellular component: nucleus. Gene Ontology annotation, biological process: regulation of transcription by RNA polymerase II. The record is from RefSeq and is a predicted model, not a curated record. The transcript is spliced from 7 exons. NCBI's taxonomy places the organism in Eukaryota, Metazoa, Chordata, Actinopteri, Centrarchiformes, Sinipercidae. Gene Ontology annotation, molecular function: DNA-binding transcription factor activity, RNA polymerase II-specific; RNA polymerase II cis-regulatory region sequence-specific DNA binding; protein dimerization activity.